GGAAGGAAGCAGUGAGGGUGUCACCAAAAGGGCAACAAAUCAAGGAUGAAAACAAUGGCCGGCAAGAGAAAGUUGGGAUAUAUUUGAGACGAGGAGUUUCAAGAGGUCUCGUCCAUCCGGCGUGUGUUCCGUCAUGGUGGACCUAUUCCUCAACCGAGUUCUGGUGGAGAACAAUUGGGACCAGGAUGAGCUCAACACGGAGCGGGAAAUCAGCGGGAUUCUGGAGAACCGCAUCGUUCUGCUGCUCUUUGCCAGCGCCGAGUGUGACAGGUGCUGGGAGUUUGUGCCUGUUCUGAACGACUUCUUCAAGCGCUUGAAAGACCCAGCUUACAUUGAAUACCCCCGACUGCUGGCACUCAUCCAUGUCAGCUUGGACCAAUCAGAGGAGCAGCAGGGGAAAUUUCUCAAAGAGAUGCACAAGAAGGUUCUGUUUUUGGCCUUUGAGGACCCGUACAGGAAAGAACUCCAGGCCAUGUUUAAGGUGAAAGAGGUCCCCACUGUGGUGGUCCUUCGCCCCGACGGCUCGGUCCUGUCCCCGAAUGCCGUGCAGGACAUUUGUCGCUCCGGCUGCCAGUGUUUCCGCGACUGGGAGGAGUCGUCGGAGCUGAUCGAGAGAAGCUUCAUGCUGAACGAGGAGUUCGACAACCUGAAUAUGCGCACCGCCAGCGACCCGGUGAGGAGGCUGAAAUAUAAGACGGAGGACGACAAGAGGAAAAAGAGAUGGUGGAGGCUAUGAGGGCAAGAGGGAAAGCUGGCAAGACAAAGAAAGAGCAAGCGAGAAAGGAGGGAUGUAAAGGAGGAGAGGAGUAAACCUGUACGAGGUGUGUCAGAAAAGUUCCAGGAUCAUGUCUAAGAUCAGACGGCGUUUGCUUUUAUUCAAUCAGAAUCAGAAGCAGAAGUACUUUAAUAAUCCCCGAGGGGAAAUUACGAUUUUCAGCACAAUUCCAUUCAAGAGCAGACAAACAUUACAGGGAGACAGAACAGGAUCGCUUGUAACCAACGCACCCAAGUUCUCCGGGUGUCGCUGCCACUACACGAAUGAAGAAAUCACGGGUGGUACCUGAUAUUCAGCUGGGACCGACUAAAACAGUAAAUAAACACAGGACAUAUAUAACUAUUAGCCACAACACGAUCAGGCUUAUAUUUAAUAUGCCACGAAUUAAUCCCGCAUAACAAACAUCUCCCCCCUCCCGUCCAAAUCAAAAACCUGCACAACACACUCAAUCCCACAGCCCAAAGUGCCGUUCACCUGCCCAAAGUUAAUACAGCACAUUUAUCCCCCCAAAGUCCCCAAAGUUACGUACGUGACAUGCACAUAGCGGCACGCACGUACGGGCAAGCGAUUAAAUGUUUGGAAGCCGCAGCGUAAUCACGG
Nerophis lumbriciformis (worm pipefish) is the source of this 1375-nucleotide messenger RNA. Its product is annotated as nucleoredoxin-like protein 1. The record is from RefSeq and is a predicted model, not a curated record. Gene Ontology annotation, cellular component: mitochondrion. NCBI's taxonomy places the organism in Eukaryota, Metazoa, Chordata, Actinopteri, Syngnathiformes, Syngnathidae. Gene Ontology annotation, biological process: photoreceptor cell maintenance.